AUGUGGACACAAAAUGCUACAGAUAGUAUUCCAGCAAUGUAUGUCCGUAGUCCUUGUUUCAGUCUCUUUGUUGAUAUCAGCAAUACUCUUCAUUGUUCUCUUCAAUCUCUUCAUCAAGUCAUCAAAAUAUCACUAAACAGUAUUUCAAAUGUGACAACAAUUGCUGCAGGCAAUGGAUCUGCUGGAUCAGCAUCAAAUAUGCUUUCUAGUCCUCAAGGAAUCUUUGUUGAUACUAAACUCAACUUGUAUGUAGCAGAUUGUGUCAACAACAGAAUUCAAUGUUUUCAAGUCAGAGAAUUAAAUGGAAAAACAGUAGCUGGAAAUGGAGCACCAUCAACAAUUACACUUUCGUGUCCAAGUGGAAUCGUGCUUGAUGGUGAUGGUAAUCUAUUCAUUGUAGAUAAAGAUAAUCAUCGUAUAAUUGGAUCUGGAGAAAAUGGCUUUCGAUGUGUAGUUGGGUGUUAUGGAAAAGGUUCAGCACCCAAUCAAUUAUCAAAGCCAACGUCUCUUAGUUUCGAUAGUUACGGAAAUAUAUUUGUCACGGAUCGUGGAAACAGUCGAAUUCAAAAGUUUUUUUUAGCAAUAUAUUCCUGUGGUAAGUACAAAGAUAUGUAGUAAAGUCCAAAAAAAAAGUAAACAAAAACUAAGUUGAGAAAAAUGAAUUGUUAUAAUUUGUUAAAUUGAAAAGAAAGUUUCAUUUAAAGAAAUAGCUUUUAAUUUGAAUAUAAUUUGAUAUUCAUAAUAAAAAAGUGCUAGAAAACAAGUUGAAAAAUAUUUUUGUAUAGAGUGAUGAGUAAGAUAAGUUAGUUUGAUAAAAUUGAGAAUGAAUAAAAAGAAUAUUCUGAUCGAAAAUGUGUAUAAUUUUUAUUUAUUUAUUUUUUGGUUAAAAUCUUUUAUUUUUCUCAUUUUGAACGAUGAUCAGAAAAAAUAAGAAACUAAAAACACUGAAAUUGCAAAAGAAAACAAGACGUCCAUAUCAUUCGUAUGUAUCAACAAAGGGACAGAGAAAAAAAUGUAUUUAUAUAUACUGACAUCACAUGAUGAUAUAAACAGAUGAAAGAAAGAUGGUCAGACACUUUUAUAAUUUGACCAAAAGAAAGGUCAUGACACCGAAUAUUCUGCGGAAUCUCUAGAAAUUUCGGAAUUAGUUAUUCGAGCACAAAGUAAUCAAACAUAGCGACUAGAGUAUAUGAAAGAUUUCGAUAUAGGAUUUUGAAAAUCAGAUCGAUUAUGAAUCACCUGAAAUGUUAUAGACUUUCAUGGGAUUGAGAAACUAGAUAUGGUGUGAUCAAUUGAUUUAGUUGUAUGUUAUACAAGAUGAGUAUUUUUCCAACACGAAAUUGAAUACUAUGUGCAAGAAAAGAUUAGAUAUGACUGCUAAACAUUUUAAUUCAUACCUUGACAUAAUAGUUUCAUCAAAUUUGAUACUAGAGAUGGUACAUAAUGAUAAUUCUGGAAUGUGUCUAGAAACGAUAUUUUGUAAUAAAUUUAGUCAAUGAAGUGAAAGGAAUAAACAGUUUUCCGCUUUUGUCUUACUUUCCAUCUUUGAAAGUGUUCAGUCUCGAUCUUAUAGUCUUUUUUUGUGCUCAUUAUUAAUUGUGUGGUGAGGUAAGAAGCCUUCUGUUCUUCCUUGAUAGUCUUCUUAGUAAUGCAGAGG
This is a messenger RNA of Rotaria sordida, 1657 nucleotides long. The record is from the annotation of a GenBank genome assembly. Lineage: Eukaryota; Metazoa; Rotifera; Eurotatoria; Philodinida; Philodinidae.